AUGCCUGAUGAUGAAGAUGACAGGGUCAAGUCUCGUACGAUGCAACUUUUUACAGAAAAAUACUUGGGGAAGAUGGUAGUUGCCACCCUCCAACCAGCUGAAGAGCAACCAUGGGAGCCGACAUCCUGGCUGAGAGCAAACAUAUUUGCUGAGCUGGCAAUUAAUGGCCGUACAUCAACAGCAACAGGGGUCAGCCCCUUCUAUCUAAGCCAUGGGUACAACCUCAGCCCAUUUACCCCUACCAAGGAGGUAGAGCAUCUAGCUGAAGAACCAACCAAGAGUCCUAUCCAGAAAGGGGAAGCCAUCGUACAGAAAGUUAAGGAAGCCCUAGACUGGGCUCAAGCCUCCAUGGCCUAUUCCCAACAGAAUACAGAGAAUCAGGCUAAUAAACACAGGAGCCCGGCCACAAACUACCAAGUAGGAAAUAAGGUCUGGCUAAGUCUGAAGAACAUCUGUAUGGACCGACCCAGUAAGAAACUUGACUGGAAGAACGCCAAGUAUGAGGUUAUAGGCCUGGUGGGCAGUCAUGCUGUACGGCUGAAUACGCCCCCAGGGAUCCAUCCAGUCUUCCAUGUGGACCUGCUUCGGCUGGCUUCAUCAGAUCCACUUCCUUCCCAGAAGAAUGAUGAUAGCCAGCCCCCUAGCAUCAUGGUGAACGGUGAGGAAGAAUACAUGGUAGAGAAAAUCCUGGACGAACGUCGCAGGAGAUACGGGAGAGACUUCAGGACGGCUCACUAA
This is a messenger RNA of Aspergillus nidulans FGSC A4, 738 nucleotides long. RefSeq lists its product as uncharacterized. Bases 1 to 738 code for a protein of 245 amino acids. The transcript is spliced from 4 exons. The record is from RefSeq and is a predicted model, not a curated record. Lineage: Eukaryota; Fungi; Ascomycota; Eurotiomycetes; Eurotiales; Aspergillaceae.